AAAGCCACUGGAGCUGCGCUCGCGCCAUGUCCCUAGCGACUAGCGAGGCGGCCACGGAGCGGGAGCUGGGAGAAGACCAACUGUCUGCUGUAACCUAUGAAUCUGACACAGAGAUGAAACUGAAAAAGAAAACUCAUAAACCCCCAAAGUCACCAAAAUCUCCAUAUCUCUCUAGUACAUAUGUGUACCCUAAAAAGGCUGCAGUUUGGAGAUCCUUGACGGGAACAGGAACCAUACACCGUGAGAACCCAAUGGCUAAAACACCAAGGCAGAUGUGGCUAGGAACUCUGAAGCAAGCAGGUAUAAGCCAGCCUCUGAAAUCAGAUUUUGAUGUGGGGCAUGCAUGGACUAAUCUUUCCAGCAGCACUCCAGAAUAUCUAAAGGAAGCGCUAGGCAUGAAAAAGCCAAAGCAUGCUCGUUCUGCUAGCAAUGGUUACAUCCCUGGAACACCUGACUACAAAGAAAAGGAAGACAUGUAUGAUGAGAUUAUUGAACUGAAGAAGACAAUACAGGCUCAGAAAAGUGAGGGGGAUCGGAUGAAAACAAAGAUCCGACGAUUGGAGGAAGAGACUAAUAGAAAGGAUCGACAAAUUGAGCAGCUGUUGGAUCCUUCCAGGGGCUCUGAUUUUGCCCAGCCUUUGACAGAGAAGAAUGAUACUAGAUGGGUAAUCAAUGGACUGAAGCAAAAGAUUCUCAAGCUGGAACAGCAAUGCAAAGAGAAAGACAACACUAUCAACAAAUUCCAGACAGAUGUGAAGACCACUAAUUUGGAAGAGAUGAGGAUUGCUAUGGAGACCUACUAUGAGGAGAUUCAUCGUCUCCAAACCCUGCUGGCAAAAUCUGAGGAUCUGGGGAAAAAAUCUCCUUCAGAGAGCAGAGAAUCCCAAAAACAGUUAAAGGUGCUGAAUGCUGCUGUCCUGCGAUUAUCCAAGAACAUCAAGGAGCUUCGGGAUGAAAAUAAAAGCCUGAAAGCAGAUCUAGACCGAGUGCUGAGCAAUUCCCCUGGUUCUAGCAAAACAAAAUAUUACAAUGAGUGGAGCAGACAGAGGCUGGUGAGACGGAUUUCAGAGCUGGAAAAAGAAGUGCAUGAGAUAGAGAAUAGCAGAUUGCAGUCAUCAGCUAAUGGCACAUCACCAUUGCUUGGUCUGCCACCUUCAGCUUCUGUACAGCAGGAACAACCAUCCACUCAAGAAAGUGACCCCCUUGAAGAAUGUGAGCGCCUCCGAGGACUGGUGAAGAAACUGAAGGGUGAUAGGAGUGCACUGCAAGAUCAUCUGGCCAGUAAAUAUUCAGAGGUGAAGCAAUUACAGCAAGCGAAGACUGAAUUGGAGAGGGAGCUGCAAAAGUGGCAGAAGAUGGAGAAAGAAAAGUGUGAAAAAGAGGAGGCUUUGAGGGAGGAAAUCCAGAGCCUUACACAAAAAGUGAGAGAACUGGAGGCAGAACUAUACGAAGACAAGAAACAAACUGUAGAUGAUAUCAUGGAAAUGCCAAACAAGAAAGAAGAAAUGGCUCUGGAUCAGGCGGCUGUUGUGAUUCAGGCAGCGUUCAGGGGACAUUUAGCUCGGCAGGAAUUGUUAGGCCCCAACAUAUCUGAUGGGUCCAGCUCUUUGAGCUUGUUUUCUGACUUCAAGGAGGAAGAUGAGAUUGUAACAUUCAUCCAGUCAGUUUUCAGGGCUCACUUAGCACGUAAAGAGUGUCCUGAGGAAAGGACUUUUGCCUCCAGUGCUUCAAGUGAAAGAACAUGUACUGCUGUUUCCUAUAGGAAAAAGAAACCAAUCUCACCAGCACUCAAGAAACGCUUACUUUCAGCCUUCACAUCAACCUCUCCUGAUGGUGAAAACAGUGAACUAACCAGUGAAGAAGUUGUGGAGGAACUUAGUGCAGAAGGGGAAGAGAGAAAAUCAAGGGAGCACAAACUUUUGUCCUUGCAAUCCUCUUCUGUCAUGUCCUCCCAGAACCAGUUGCAGUCCACACUCUCUCCGCCUUUGGAUGAGGCUCACUCAGACGAUUCGGAUGAUAGUGUAGUCUCUCCAUCGCUGAUGGUGAAGAAAAAUUUCUCCCACUUUUAGUUUUGGGGAGGUUCUUCUCAAACCCUCUUGCAGUCCUGGGGCACAAACAAAAGCAAGAUAAAGCAAGUAGAGGGUUAAAAGGAACAAUGUCCACAAGUUAAAACCAUUGUUAUUUCAGCCAUGAAAAAUCAUUCAGUUUUAUAUAUCUACUUUAAUGGCUGUACCUCUCUGCCCUCAUUACUAUAUUUCUUUCCUGUCCUCCUCAAAUUGAGAAUGGGGGGGUUAUAUUGUUCAAUAGUUGUACAUAAGCAGGAUCCUUACAGUGCCGUUGAUAUGCAUAACACUUCACAGUCGAGAAAGAAGAAAAGGUCCUUGUCUAAAGAGUUUACCAUCUAGAGACCCAGUUCUGCAACUCUUACUUGUCCAGUUUUUACUCAUUUGAUAUAGGAAGGAACUGCACACACCUGGCAAGAGGAUGCAUGCAGAGUAUUUUUGAAUACAUCUGUGCAACUGUCAGCUUGGGUGUGCUAAGUGAAAGCAUGCAAUAAGGUCCACUCUAUUUAUUUAAUUGUAAUGUUUGUACUAAAGAUAGCUAUUAUGUGCGGACCUUAGUUUAAGGCUUUUAGAGAGCUACCUCUGUCCAUAAGUGUACUGUGCCUGUGUGUAUGCAUUUGAACUUACGUUAUUGCAUUGCUCAGUUAUGUAUUUUAUAGUGCAUAUGAUUUACUGUGUUGUAUGUGAAAUAUGUAACCAUGUAAUCCAUUACAUUUACCAUAGUAGUAUCUGUGGAGAGAAUGUAUACUGUUAGGGAGUGUUGUGUGAGGGAUGCCCUCCUGUUCAUGAUAUGUAAGUGAAACAAAACAGAACCACAAGUGGAUUAUGCAAGGUUAUCUUUACUAUGUAAAAAUAUUUCACAGAGAAAAUACAUGGUUAGUGUUCUGAUUUAACUUACUGAUCUUUUAAAUGUCUGAAAUGUCAGCUAUACAGAUGGAUCAAUCAGCUAAACACUACUGUAUUUUUAAUUAUGAUUUUGGUUCUCUGUCACUUUCUAUCUGAGGUUCUCAUCAUGAUUUGCAAACAUUAAUUAAUUUUGCACUACUAUGAAGAAGGUAAAAUUAUCAAGAAACUGUGGCACAGAGUGGUUAUGUGACCUUCCCAAGGCGACAAAGGAAAUCUGUUGCUUUUGAUACCCAGUCCUUACCUAACAUAUCCCAUCUUUCCUCUAUAGUGGCAAAGAAGUGAUCUGUUAGGACUGCUUAAACACAAUGCAAUUUGGGGGCGGGGGAGUGUCUGAAAAAGAAUCCUGCGUUCUAAUGCUGAAUGUAACUAAAGAAAAUAUUCUUUUAAAUGCUCCUUCCUUCUGUGUUGUUUACAGCUGGAGUGCGGUAGAUGUUGCAUACAUCAGUGAGAAACAGCAUGUUUCAGUUCUGUAAAUAUGUUCAAUAACUCAGCAGGAUUCAUAGGGAGUCCACUACCCAUUCUCCUGAGUAGAGGGCUAGCUGUACAUUUAGUAGCUGCUUGCUAAGGAUGUCAUCAAGGAGUAUUUGAGUCGCUUGUAAACUCAAACCACACUUCUAGGUAUAAGAUUUUUAUCACAUUCUCUCCCUCCUCCUCUUUUUUAAAUUAAAAGUCAGUCAGCAUUGUUAUGCUGAAUACUAAUAAAUAAGUUCUCCAUUGAAAUCAGGGGACUGAGACUGCUUUAUCUGAGGUUUAUCAUAGUUCAUGCCAGUUCUUGCAGCCAAAGAGGAAACUGGAUGGCUGCAGCACAAUGCAGCUGAUUUCAUUUAAUUCCAUCAGUGGAAAUGCUGUCUGCACUAUUUCCAGAGGCAGUUGUUGGGAGCUCUUUAUACCCAAUGCAGUCUGUAGAAUGUCAGUUAUAAUCC
Messenger RNA from Pelodiscus sinensis (Chinese soft-shelled turtle), 3892 nucleotides. RefSeq names its product IQ motif containing E (gene IQCE). NCBI's taxonomy places the organism in Eukaryota, Metazoa, Chordata, Testudines, Trionychidae. The record is from RefSeq and is a predicted model, not a curated record. Gene Ontology annotation, molecular function: protein binding.